CAAGAGGGAGAGAGCGAGACACUGACCAUGCAUCCAAAUUAUGAUAGCUCAAGUCUUAACAACAUGCAACAACAAGACUACUUCCACUUAAACCACUAUUACAACAACCUAAACCUUUCAACCAAUAACAAUCUCAAUCUUAUUCUUCCAUACCCUCAAAUUCAAGAACUCAAUCUACAAUCUCCAGCAAGCAACAUCUCCACCACGUCCGAUGAAGCAACUGAAGAUAUAUACGUCAUCAAUGAGAGAAAGCAAAGACGUAUGGUAUCUAACAGAGAAUCAGCAAGAAGGUCAAGAAUGAGGAAGCAAAGACACUUGGAUGAACUUCUCUCGCAGGUUGCUUGGCUUAGAAGCGAGAACCAGCAGCUUUUAGAUAAGCUUAACAAAGCCUCGGAUAGCAAUGAUCUUGUUCUUCAAGAUAACUUGAGGCUUAAAGAGGAAAACAUGGAACUUCGUCAAGUUAUCACAUCUAUGAAGAAGCUUGGAGGAGCAGGAGGAGGAGGAAGCACAAGCAUCCAUGGCAUAUAUUGUUCUUCAUUGUUGGAUCAUGAGUUUGAUCAAGACUUCUCUUGUAUUACAGAUGAUCCAAGGACUCAUCAUCCAUCUUGAGUUGUUCGUUCAGAUCGAACUUUAAGUCUCUACCGCUAAUCUAUCUCCUUUUUUGCAUCCACAAAACUCUGGCUCAUAUAUAUCUUUUAUGAGCCGAGAACAAAGUGGAACUUAUGUUUUUUUUUCUCUGGGCUAAACUUAGGUCUAGCACCGUUGAAACGUUACUUUUUAUAACGGUUUAACUACGUACCCAAGUAUGAGCUUUCAUUUCUAGCUACUUGUGAUCAUGAAUAAUGAUUUGGAAGAUUGCUUUUAUAUGUUAUAAUCUGAUUUCUAUAUAAGAAGAUACUAUUUGG
Molecule: messenger RNA, 905 nt
Organism: Eruca vesicaria subsp. sativa (arugula)
Lineage: Eukaryota; Viridiplantae; Streptophyta; Magnoliopsida; Brassicales; Brassicaceae
Source: the annotation of a GenBank genome assembly